Molecule: messenger RNA, 879 nt
Organism: Argentina anserina (silverweed cinquefoil)
Lineage: Eukaryota; Viridiplantae; Streptophyta; Magnoliopsida; Rosales; Rosaceae
Product: L10-interacting MYB domain-containing protein-like
Exons: 2
Coding region: 1-879 (292 amino acids)
Source: RefSeq, a predicted model, not a curated record
AUGGCAAAUUCCAAAGAACAAGCUAGUUGGAAUGAGAAUUUAGUUGAAGUUUUUGUUGACCUAUGUAUCAAGGAGGUGCAUAAAAAUUCAAACCCAGGUUCUCACUUUAGUUCAAAUGGAUGGAACACUAUUGUCAAAUGUUUUGUUGAACAAACCGGAAAAGAUUAUACUAGAAAACAACUUAAAAAUAAGUGGGAUUCCCUUAAAGGUGACUGGAAAUUAUGGAAAACAUUGAAGAGUGUAAAGACCGGUCUUGGGUGGAAUCCCAUCCUCAACACUAUUGAUGCGGAUGAGGAGUUUUGGCGUGAACAAAUUGGGAUUACAAAGGAAUAUGCAAGGUUUAGAAAAAAGGGAAUAUCACCUGAGUUUGAAGCUAAGUUGGAUCAGCUGUUCUUAGGUACUACAGCCACUGGAAAACAUGCAUGGGCACCAUCUUCUACACUUCCUAUCCCAGAUAGUCCAGAGGAAGGUGAUAAUGAUAUCCACUGUGAAGGUAGUGGUGACUCUGAUGAGAGAGAUGUAUCCACUAACACUUUGCCUAAGAGGAGAAGAAGUGAGAGAGCUAUGAAAGAUAAGGGAAAACUUCCUGCAAAGAAGGAUAAGGUUGGAGGUGUUGCUCAGUUGGCCAAAGAAAUUGGUAGAAUGUGUUCAGCAAUUGAAAGUAGAAGUACUGCAUCUUCAGCAGUCCAUAAUGCCCGCACUAGUAUUGUCGAAGUAAUGAAAGAUGUCACUGCAUUGCCUGGAGCUGAGCAAGGCACUAGGUUGUGGUUCUUUGCUACUCGACUAUUUUUGAGUCCAGAAAAGAGAGAGAUGUAUUGCACUAUGGAUGAUCCUAGCAUGAAGUUAGAAUGGUUGAAGUUUGAGAUGACCGAGAAAUGA